This is a messenger RNA of Adineta ricciae, 2220 nucleotides long. NCBI's taxonomy places the organism in Eukaryota, Metazoa, Rotifera, Eurotatoria, Adinetida, Adinetidae. The record is from the annotation of a GenBank genome assembly.
AUGAAAGCAAAUCAGUUUCUUUGUGGUGUUAUUGAAGGUUAUUAUGGUCGUCCUUGGUCAUUGAAUCAACGGCGCACACUUUUUGAAAAUUGCUUACGAUUUGGUUUGAAUACGUAUGUCUACGCACCGAAAGAUGAUGCGAAACAUCGAUCGCGUUGGCGAGAUUUGUAUACAACUGAAGAAUCGAAUGAAUUAAGUCAAUUAAUUCAUCUUGCAAAACAAUUCGGUAUAAAUUUUGUCUAUGCUCUAUCGCCUGGUCUUGACAUAACUUAUUCAUCGGAGAAAGAUUUGAAUGCGUUGAAAAGAAAAUUGAAUCAAUUGUUAAGUUUUGGAUGUGAACAUUGGGCGUUGUUAUUUGACGAUAUCGAAAAUGAAAUGUCACAACAAGAUAAGGAUAAUUUUGCUUCUUUCGCUCAUGCACAAGUCGCGGUAACAAAUCAAAUCUACGAUUAUUUAAACAAACCAAAUAUUCUGAUAUUUUGUCCUACAGAAUAUUGUAGUCGAAUGGCUGAUCCAUCAUUGGAAAAAUCAGCCUAUUUACAAACGAUUGGCAAUGGUCUUCAUCCUGAUAUUGAUAUCUUUUGGACAGGUCCGAAAGUAGUCUCUCGUCGAAUCACUGUCGCUCAUAUUUUAGCAGUGAAUAAUGUUUUACAACGUCGAGUGACCAUUUGGGAUAAUUUAAAUGCAAAUGAUUAUGAUCAACGACGUUUGUGCAUGGGACCAUUUGCAGGUCGUUCGUCAAACUUGUCCUCUCGAUUAGCCGGAAUGUUAACAAACCCGAAUUGUGAAUUUGAAUUGAAUUAUAUUCCGAUGCAUACAUUGGGACAAUGGUUUGAAUCAAUAAAAGUCAAUGAGAAACGUGACAAAAUUGAUGAUAAUGUUGAUGAUGACGACGAUAGUAUUCAAACAGUUGAAGUUUAUCAAGUGGAAAAAGCAUUUCAUCAAGCUCUUAUUCAAUGGCUACCCGAAUUUAACAAAGUCAAAUCAGCGAACGAUUUCUUACAUAGUAUCAAAAUUGAUCAUUCUCCGCAAGCCAUGAGCCCAAAAGCAGCGGCUCUAUCCUCGUUGAACGAUGAAGAUUCACAAGAUUCGAUUACAGAGCAUGUUCCACCACCAUCAUCAACGUCGUCAAAAAUUCAUACGAUGGAAUGUGACGCAAAUAGCAAUCUUAUUGAUUUAACAUUGGAUGAUAUUCGAUUUCUCGUUGAAUUGUUUUAUUUACCGUAUGAACAUGGACCAAAUGUGCAGCAAAUGUUCUUCAAUUUUUAUUGGCUGAGAUACAAUUACAAUCCUCAUCAAAAUUUAAAUGAAUGGCGUUGUCGAGCUGCAAUAUUUCAUAACCACGCAAAAACUGUCGGUCGUUUGCUUCAAAAACUAGUAGCUAUUCACAAUCGAGCGUUGCUUUAUGAUGUCUACAAUUAUAUCAACGAUAUCAAUUCGACAAUAAAUUUAUGCUCGAAAUAUCUACACUGGCUUGACGAUGAGCACAAGCGUUCCACAGUAUUCAUGUCCGGUGAUGUUGAACCCUGGUCAAUACGCGGUGGUCUUGCAGGAGAGUUUCUAAACAUUCUUCCACUGGGCGACUUCCAAGCACUGAUUAAAUCAGAUGGGGAUUCUUCUUCGGAAGUGUAUUUUAUUCGGCCGUUAACUUCCAACGACCAACCGGCAAUGUGUGCGCUGUGCACGACCAUUUGCUAUCAAGACGAUGUUGACGAUUUGCUCAGACAACAUUCGGAAAUCUUAGCAGAUAAGGUCAUUGGUGGAUAUUUAUCGAAUUCUAUGAAUACAUCUGAUCUUUGUUUUGGUAUCGAUGGUACCGAUGAUGGACUACACGGAUUUGUCUUAACAAUAAGUGAAAGCGAGAAAUAUGAUAAAUUUCAUCAAACAAAAUGGCUUGAACAACUUCGCCAGAAAUAUUCCAAUGUGGAUGAAAAUUUCUUCGAAAUUAUCGAAUGUCCUCAAUGGAUUUAUGAUCGUUAUUCUGUUCGUAUACAACUCUUUCUUGAUUCAACCCUAAAACCUAAUCAGAUGUAUCUUCUGGGCAAUAAAUUAAUUAAAAUACUGGCAGAUAGUCUAUCGAAACGAGGAUACAGUGGUUGUCAUGCAUUUAUAGAUGAAAGACACAGUUCUUUGCAUAAUCUAUAUCUGCGUCUCGGCUUCAUCGAUAUACCAAUGAUCGAACAGCAGAACCAUCUGAUUCUCGUUGGAAAACAGUUUUAA